Molecule: messenger RNA, 631 nt
Organism: Cajanus cajan (pigeon pea)
Lineage: Eukaryota; Viridiplantae; Streptophyta; Magnoliopsida; Fabales; Fabaceae
Source: RefSeq, a predicted model, not a curated record
AAAUAAUAAGAAACUCAUUUGAAUAGUGAAAACCCUGAACCCUCAACACAUUACACAUUUCAUUUCCUUCUGAAACCCCAUAGCCACAAACUCAACCAUGCUUCGCAUAGCUUCAAAGUUAACAUCUAGGGUUUCUUCCUCUGCAUUCCCCACCAGGCUCUCUCCUCUUCCCGCUUCAUCCUUCCGAUCAUUCACCAAUGGCUUGGAAUUGGAAGCAGACAUGGUCGUCCCCGACGCCAUUAGGAUGAUCAACUACGCGCUGCGACAAUGGAGGACCGAAAGAUCACUUGGGGCGUUCCGGCUUGGCUGUUCUGUGUUGAAGCACUGUCUUUCGAUGGAGUUUACUGAGGGAAAGGAUCCAAAGCGCGAGAAUUCGAAGGGAAUGGCAUUGCUUACUUUGUCCACGUUGUUGUAUGAAAGAGGAGAGUACAGUGAAGCAAUAGAGAAGCUCGAGGGUGUUCAAGAAUUAACCAAUUCUUACUUGGGUGUUAGAGGUUAGUUCUUUUACUUUUUGUUGGUCUGUGCUAUUGCUUUAUUAUUAUUAGUAUUAGGAUUAGUUACGCUUUGUUUCUUAUAGUUCAUCAACUUAACCUAUACCUAUACUUAAAAAGGUCCAAUUUUAGUCCUUAUA